Molecule: messenger RNA, 2016 nt
Organism: Molossus molossus (Pallas's mastiff bat)
Lineage: Eukaryota; Metazoa; Chordata; Mammalia; Chiroptera; Molossidae
Gene: ILKAP
Product: ILK associated serine/threonine phosphatase
Biological process (GO): protein dephosphorylation
Molecular function (GO): protein serine/threonine phosphatase activity; cation binding
Source: RefSeq, a predicted model, not a curated record
AUGCGGCUCUGCUCCAGCAGGGCAGCAUCAGAGGAGCUGGACUUCUCACCGGACUCUGGGGCGGCGGGCCACGCCGCGCGCCGAUUGGUGGCGUUCCGGGCCCGCCUUCGGGUGAUUGACGGCGCCCGGGCCGCCGCCGCCCGCCGCUGCUGCCGCCGCCGGGUGUGGAGGCCGCCGCCGCUCGCGGGCUGCGUGUCAGCCGCCGCCGCCGCCGCCGCCCAGCCUCCGCCAUGGAUCUCUUCGGGGACCUGCCGGAGCCCGAGCGCUCGCCGCGCCCGGCUGCCGGUAAGCGAGCGGGCGCCCUGCCGGCUGGGGGACGGGGGCGGGCGGGCUGGCGGCGGCCUGGAGGCCCUCGGAGGUGGCGGCGGGCGGCGGGCGGAGCCGGAGGGCGAGCGCGGCCCGCCGCGGCGGCGCACCGGAGCCCCGGAGCUGCGCCAUCUUCGCUGCGUAGGAAGCGGGCUCUGCUCGGGCGCGGGCCGAGGGCGCCGCCGGCCGCCGCGGCCUUUGUGUGCGGCCCCCACGCGCCGGCCGCCCAGCCGGGCCCGGUCGGCCUCGGGCCCCGCGCGGAGCCCCGCCGCCUUCGCACGGAGCCCCCCUCUCCCGAGCUGGGGAGACCAGCCCCGGCCCACCCAGCGCCACGGCCGCGACCGCGGGUGGGCGACCCCGCCGGCUGCGGUUGGAGCCUGCGCACUGGCGGCCCGCGACCAGGGCCUGUUCGCCCUGCGUGUGCGGAGAAAGUUUGAAUUUAAUAGCAAACCUAUCUCAAAAUCUCCCCCUUUGGAAAGCCACCCUGGCCGAUGCCAAGCACUGUCUAAGCAGGUGUUCCGUGUCCUAGGGAAAGAAGCCCAGAAAGGACCUCUGCUCUUUGACCUCCCUCCGGCCAGCAGGACUGACUCAGAUGUUUUAGGUGUUGGACUCUUAAGUUUUGAAACCAUGGCAUCAGGACCAGGGGGACCUUUGCUUUUUGAUGACCUCCCGCCAGCCAGCAGUGGCGAGUCAGGUUCUCUUGACACCUCGAUACCCCAGACGGUAAAGAAUGAAGGGAAAGGAGCAAAGAGAAAACCCUCUGAGGAAGAGGAGAAUGGCAGCGAAGAGCUUGUGGAAAAGAAAGUUUGUAAAGCCUCGUCAGUGAUUUUUGGUUUGAAAGGCUACGUGGCUGAGCGGAAGGGUGAGCGGGAGGAGAUGCAGGACGCCCACGUCAUCCUGAAUGACAUCACCGAGGAAUGUAGGCCCCCAUCAUCCCUCAUUACCCGGGUUUCCUAUUUUGCCGUUUUUGAUGGACACGGAGGAAUUCGAGCCUCAAAAUUUGCUGCGCAGAAUUUACAUCAGAACUUAAUCAGGAAAUUUCCUAAAGGAGAUGUGAUCAGUGUAGAGAAAACCGUGAAGAGAUGCCUUUUGGACACUUUUAAGCAUACUGAUGAAGAGUUCCUUAAACAAGCUUCGAGCCAGAAGCCUGCCUGGAAAGACGGGUCCACUGCCACGUGCGUUCUGGCUGUAGACAACACCCUCUAUAUUGCCAACCUUGGAGAUAGCCGGGCGAUCCUGUGCCGUUACAAUGAGGAGAGUCAGAGACACGCAGCCUUGAGCCUCAGCAAGGAGCAUAACCCGACGCAGUAUGAGGAGCGGAUGAGAAUACAGAAGGCUGGAGGGAAUGUCAGGGACGGGCGUGUCUUGGGUGUUCUGGAGGUGUCCCGAUCCAUUGGGGAUGGGCAGUACAAGCGCUGCGGGGUCACUUCUGUGCCAGACAUCAGACGCUGCCAGCUGACCCCCAAUGACAGGUUCAUUUUGCUGGCCUGUGACGGCCUCUUCAAGGUCUUUACCCCGGAUGAAGCUGUGAACUUCAUCUUGUCCUGCCUUGAGGAUGAGAAGAUCCAGAGCCGGGAGGGGAAGCCCGCCGUGGACGCCCGCUACGAAGCAGCCUGCAACAGGCUGGCCAACAAGGCGGUGCAGCGGGGCUCGGCCGACAACGUCACGGUGAUGCUGGUGCGGAUAGAGCCGUGAGGGCGGCCCCCGCGG